Molecule: messenger RNA, 1137 nt
Organism: Piliocolobus tephrosceles (Ugandan red Colobus)
Lineage: Eukaryota; Metazoa; Chordata; Mammalia; Primates; Cercopithecidae
Product: tissue alpha-L-fucosidase-like
Exons: 3
Coding region: 13-498 (161 amino acids)
Biological process (GO): fucose metabolic process; glycoside catabolic process
Cellular component (GO): lysosome
Molecular function (GO): alpha-L-fucosidase activity
Source: RefSeq, a predicted model, not a curated record
UCUAUUUUAAGCAUGAUGCCAGACUUGGCAUUCCUGGCUGAGUUUCAUUGUGUCUGUUCUCUCCAGGAACUGGUUCAGACAGUCAGUUUGGGAGGCAACUAUCUUCUGAACAUUGGACCAACCAAAGAUGGAUUGAUUGUUCCCAUCUUCCAAGAAAGACUUCUUGCUCUUGGGAAAUGGCUGAGCAUCAACGGAGAGGCUAUCUAUGCCUCCAAACCAUGGCGGGUGCAAUGGGAAAAGAACACAACAUCUGUAUGGUAUACCUCAAAGGGAUCAGCUGUUUAUGCCAUUUUUCUGCAUUGGCCAGAAAAUGGAGUCUUAAACCUUGAAUCUCCCAUAACUACCUCAACUACGAAGAUAUUGAUGCUGGGAAUUCAAGGAGAUCUGAAGUGGUCCACAGAUCCAGAUAAAGGUCUCCUCAUCUCUCUGCCCCAGUUGCCACCCUCUGCUGUUCCUGCAGAGUUUGCUUGGACUAUAAAGCUGACAGGAGUGAAGUAAUCAUUUGAGUGCAAGAAGAAAGAGGCACUGCCUGCUGUUUUGCUGCUUCAGUUUUCCUCUUAUAAUACCAUCACUAUAAUCAACGAACUUCUCUUCUCCACCCAGAGAUGGCUUCUCCAACACAUUUUAAUCAAAGGAACUGAGUACAUUACCCUGAUGUCUUAAUGGACCAAAGAUCUGAGAUCCAUUGCGAUUAUAUCUGUAUCAGGUCAGCAGAAGAAGGGAUUGAGCAGUUAAACUCUGAGUUCAUCAAUUCUAAUAUUUGAAAUUAUCUACAGUGGAAUCUUCCCUCUGUUCUCCGAUAACCUACUUGCUUACUCAAUGCCUUUCAGCCAAGUCACCCUGUUGCCUAUGGGAGGAAGUGGAAAGGAUUUGGCAAGCUCAGCCACAUGCUAUUUAGUUAGCAUCAGUUGUCACCAACACUAUGCAAAGGGCAGGAGAGCCUUGGGGGAAAGGAAAAGGCUUACCAAGCUGCUAUGGUCAACUCUUCAGAAAUUUCCAGAGCAAUCUAAGAGCACUAAACAAAAUUCGCUAUGUUUACAGUGAUACUAUUAAGAAAAUGAAUGUGAUUCUGCUCUGUCUUUUUAAAUAUGAUCAAAUAAAAAAAAAGUGUGCAUCACAUCAUUUCUACCAAAAAAA